UCAACCGUCCUUUAUAUACAACAAUUACCAAGACUCUCCCCAGUUUAAGGAGUUGACCGAAAUUAAUUGGAUAAGGAUUCUAAUAUUCAGCAUCUAAAAGAGAAGUAACUAACUUACGCCAACAGAGAUGAGAUCCGCCAUCCUAUUGGUCUGCCUAGUGACAACAUGCUUAAAGGUUCAGUCUGCGGCUAUCACUGAGAAGAGGUCUUUUUUAUCUACACUUGAGAACAAAGUGAAAUCAACUUUGGAAAAACAACUGCUGAGUGAACUGUCUAAAGAAAUAACAUGGAAAAACACGCCACAGUUUUAUGAAGAGAUCGUGAAGCUGAUCCGAGACACAGAGGAUAAGAUGCUGGGAGAUGUUAUGAGGACAAUCCUACAAACCUCUAAUGGCACAGGUGCAAUAUCAGUGAAGACAAUCGAGGAAGUGGUCUCUACUUUCCUGAAAACAAAAGCCAACCAUAAAAGAGAUGAAGAUGAUAACAUGCCAAAUUAUCUCAACAUCAAAUUCGGGGGCUUUGGAAAAUAAUUUGCAGAAAGUGCACCACAUGUUGUAACUCAAAGUCUGCAAUAAAUUUCGUGGGAAAGGCAGCUAC
Molecule: messenger RNA, 596 nt
Organism: Saccostrea cuccullata (small rock oyster)
Lineage: Eukaryota; Metazoa; Mollusca; Bivalvia; Ostreida; Ostreidae
Exons: 6
Coding region: 128-529 (133 amino acids)
Source: RefSeq, a predicted model, not a curated record